Messenger RNA from Perkinsus marinus ATCC 50983, 1411 nucleotides. RefSeq names its product cyclin-dependent kinase 3, putative. NCBI's taxonomy places the organism in Eukaryota, Perkinsozoa, Perkinsida, Perkinsidae. The record is from RefSeq and is a predicted model, not a curated record. Gene Ontology annotation, molecular function: cyclin binding; cyclin-dependent protein serine/threonine kinase activity; ATP binding. The coding region runs from base 1 to 1233 and encodes 410 amino acids. Gene Ontology annotation, cellular component: cyclin-dependent protein kinase holoenzyme complex; nucleus; cytoplasm. Gene Ontology annotation, biological process: regulation of G2/M transition of mitotic cell cycle; regulation of gene expression; protein phosphorylation. The transcript has 12 exons.
AUGCCCUUGCCUCCUCCUGUGGCCGCUCUCUCUUCUGACAACGGAUGCCUGAUACCUCCAGCACCCGAGGAGGCUCCAGCGAGGGUGAGUCGAGUGCCGACUCCGAUGCAGCCCCCGCCCCCGCCGCCCUCGCGGUCAUUGAAGAGGCCCCGACCAGAUGGGCAGGAGCAGGGCAGGCAGGCCCGGGAUGAGCUGGAGAAUAGGUACGAGCUGUGUGAGAAGCUUGGGGAGGGGACGUAUGGGAAAGUGUACAGAGGGAUGGACAAGGUCACGAGGGAACCGGUGGCCAUCAAACGCAUGAAGAUCAAUCUGGAAGAUGAAGGUUGCCCUUCUUUGGCCAUCCGAGAGAUCGCACUAUUGCGAAAAAUAAAGUCGGCUAACGUAGUCUCCCUACUACAUGUGGGUCGCCUGGGGUUGCCCGGUGGUGUGGUUCGAAGCCCUGGCCAGAUUCAUGUUGACCGGUGCAGUAGCUCCCCAUGGGACUCCUUGACGUUGGUCUUCGAACUCCUCACUUAUGACCUACGGCAGUUUAUAAAGAGGAAUUCUAUCCCAUCGGCACCAUGCUUGAAGUACUUCAUAUACCAAAUCUUGCGAGGAGUGAAGGCCUGUCAUGACCUGCGCAUAAUGCAUAGGGAUAUAAAACCGCAGAAUCUACUCAUAUCUCAGACAACAGGACGGAUCAAGCUGGCCGACUUCGGUUUAGCGAGGAGUUACAUGCAUCCGACGCAUAGAUGUACUCACGAGAUCGUCACGUUGUGGUAUCGGGCCCCAGAGGUCAUCAUGGGGUCGUUGGAGUACACCUACAGCAUUGAUGUAUGGUCCAUUGGAUGUGUCAUGGCUGAGCUCUUCACGGGAGGGAGUCCGCUCUUUCCGACGGAUUCGGAGGUUGAGACGUUGUUCCGGAUCUUCCGUAUGUUGGGCACUCCCACACCCGAGACGUGGCCUGGCAUUGUCGAGACAUGUCCAGACUAUUGCGAGUUGUGGCCUAAGUGGAAAGAGGACCGCGGGCUUCAGACCAUGCAACAGCGGAACUCAGAGAUACCGGACUGGUUGAACGAGCUGGCGUUGUCUUGUCUGAGGGUGACCCCAACGGCUAGGGCCAGUGUGGGUGGUCUCAUGGCACAUCCUUGGUUCAAGGAUGUUGACGAUGCAUGGGUUGCAGGGGAAUUCUUCGUUUGCCCCGGACUGCAUUCGGACUCGCAGCCCAUCAAGGACGAGGCCGAGCCGUUGUAGUGGAUGCCCUGAAUGCUCGCCCUAUUGGGUCCUCUGUUUACUGUUGCCCGUCGACUAGGUUACUGAAUCUCUGUUGUUGACUAAGUUACUACUACUACUUCCCCUACAUCGGUUCCUAUUGGAGCCAGUGUGGCCAUGCAUAUCAUCUCACUGAGUGACCUACUCGGUUUCACACUUG